AUGAAAGCCGUUCAAAUCCUCGGAGACGCAUCAUCUCCCAAAAUCGCCAUCAAAAAUUCCAUAGCCAAGCCUAAUCCUACCAACGCCAACAUUCUCAUUCACGUUCACGCAGCUGGUAUAACUGGCGAUGAAGUGACAUGGCCAGAAGUCUACCAAACACCCACCCGCGUCCCAGGUCAUGACAUAUCAGGAACCAUCGCUUCUUUCGGUCCAGAUUACGACGGCCCGCUGACUAUUGGACAAUAUAUCUUUGCUAUGAUCGCUGCAGAUCGUGGCGAGGGACAGGCGGAGUAUGUCGUCUGCAAACCGGAUGAGGUUGCUCCGAAACCGAUAUCGUUGUCACAUACGGAGGCUGCAGUAUUGCCUAUUCCGGCUCUUACCGCGUGGGAGGCAAUUACAGAGCACUCAACUGUCACUUCCGAGAUGAGGGUUUUGGUGACUGGGGCCUCGGGCUCUGUUGGGAGGCUUUACGUACAGCUCGUCAAACAUCUCACUGGAGCUCAUGUUAUUGCACUGGCUUCAAGGCGUAACCACGACCUCUUGAAGACUCUUGGAGCCAAUGAAGUCAUUGAUUAUACCUCUUUCGACUGGGAGAGAUCAGUUAAGAACGUUGACCUUGUAUUCGACACAGUCGGUGGAGAAGUCCUAUCUAAAACCUGGGGAACUGUCAAACCCGAUGGUAGUAUCAUUACAGUCGGAGAUCCCGCACCGGCAUGGGCAUUCACCGAUGAAAAGGCUUCAGAGUCAUUAAGAUAUCCGGGUGUCAAGUACAAGCAUUUUAUCCUUUCGCCCAACGCAAAAAGACUAGCCCAAGUGGGAAGUAUGGUUGACGAGGGCUUGUUGAAGCCAUUGGUGGUAAAGACCUUUCCUUUUGAGCAGGGUGUUGAGGCUUGGGAUCAUGCGAGACAGCGAGGAAGGGAUUAUAAAGUUGUUAUUGAGUUCUAG
This is a messenger RNA of Fusarium coffeatum, 945 nucleotides long. RefSeq lists its product as uncharacterized. The record is from RefSeq and is a predicted model, not a curated record. The transcript has a single exon. Gene Ontology annotation, molecular function: oxidoreductase activity. Bases 1 to 945 code for a protein of 314 amino acids. NCBI's taxonomy places the organism in Eukaryota, Fungi, Ascomycota, Sordariomycetes, Hypocreales, Nectriaceae.